GCGGCCGCGCGGGGACUGUGGGAAGCGGAGUGACGGAGCGAGCGGCUGUUGGAGGAAGGAGGUGGGGGCCGGGAGCGCAAAUGGCGUUGAGAUGGUUCAGGGCCCUGUUCAAACUCCAGCGCUGACCAUUCACCGGCGGAAGCGGCGGCGCAGGAGGCGGCGGCGGCCCAGCAGGGGCACGCAGCGGGCUCUGUUACCAGCUCCGGCGGUGGCGGCCAGCGAGAGCUAGGCCCGGGCCCGGCCGGCGGCGCUCGAGGCGGGGAGGGAAGUUGCGGGGCCGCCGCUCCCCCCCCACCCUACCGGGCUUCCUAUUUACCGAAAGCAGAGCCCCUCGCCUCUCUCGGCUCUCACCUGCCGGCCUUGCUCUCCCGCGCGAGGGUUCCGCGCCCGCCCGCGGGCCGUAGGGAGCGGGAGAGGCGGAGGCGGCCCGUGGCCAAAGCACCCGCCAGGCGCCGAGGAGAAUAUGAAACUGGUGUCAAAAUGACAUCCAGAUUUGGGAAAACGUACAGUAGGAAAGGUGGAAAUGGCAGUUCAAAAUUUGAUGAAGUCUUUUCCAACAAACGGACCACCCUUAGCACAAAAUGGGGAGAGACCACAUUUAUGGCUAAAUUAGGGCAGAAGAGGCCCAAUUUCAAACCAGAUAUCCAAGAAAUUCCGAAGAAACCUAAAGUGGAAGAAGAAAGUACUGGAGAUCCUUUUGGAUUUGAUAGUGAUGAUGAGUCUCUACCAGUUUCUUCAAAGAAUUUAGCCCCGGGUAAGGGUUCCUCUUAUUCAGAAUCUAGUGAAGCUGCUCAGUUGGAAGAGGUCACUUCAGUACUUGAAGCUAAUAGCAAAAUUAGUCAUGUGGUCGUUGAAGACACUGUUGUAUCUGAUAAAUGCUUCCCUUUGGAGGACACUUUGCUUGGGAAAGAAAAGAGCACAAACCGAAUUGUAGAAGAUGAUGCAAGCAUAAGUAGCUGUAAUAAAUUAAUAACUUCAGAUAAAGUGGAGAAUUUUCAUGAAGAACGUGAAAAGAAUAGUCACCAUAUUCACAAAAAUACUGACGACAGUACUAAGAAACUCAAUGCAGAAACUACAGUGGCUUCUGAAAUCAAGGAAACAAAUGAUACUUGGAACUCCCAGUUUGGGAAAAGGCCAGAAUCACCAUCAGAAAUAUCUCCAAUCAAGGGAUCUGUAAGAACUGGUUUGUAUGAAUGGGAUAAUGAUUUUGAAGACAUCAGAUCAGAAGACUGUAUUUUAAGUUUGGAUAGUGAUCCCCUUUUGGAGAUGAAGGAUGAUGAUUUUAAAAAUCGAUUGGAAAAUCUGAAUGAAGCCAUUGAGGAAGAUAUUGUACAAAGUGUUCUUAGGCCAACCAACUGUAGGACGUACUGUAGGGCCAAUAAAACUAAAUCCUCCCAAGGAGCAUCAAAUUUUGAUAAGCUGAUGGACGGCACCAGUCAGGCCUUAGCCAAAGCAAACAGUGAAUCAAGUAAAGAUGGCCUGAAUCAGGCAAAGAAAGGGGGUGUAAGUUGUGGGACCAGUUUUAGAGGGACAGUUGGACGGACUAGAGAUUACACUGUUUUACAUCCAUCUUGCUUGUCAGUUUGUAAUGUUACCAUACAGGAUACUAUGGAACGCAGCAUGGAUGAGUUCACUGCAUCCACUCCGGCAGAUUUGGGAGAAGCUGGUCGUCUCAGAAAAAAGGCAGAUAUUGCAACUUCUAAGACCACUACUAGAUUUCGACCUAGUAAUACUAAAUCCAAAAAGGAUGUUAAACUUGAAUUUUUUGGUUUUGAAGAUCAUGAGACAGGAGGUGAUGAAGGAGGUUCUGGAAGUUCUAAUUACAAAAUUAAGUAUUUUGGCUUUGAUGAUCUCAGUGAAAGCGAAGAUGAUGAAGAUGAUGACUGUCAAGUGGAAAGAAAGACAAGCAAAAAAAGAACUAAAACAGCUCUAUCACCCUCCUUGCAACCUCCCCCAGAAAGCAAUGAUAAUUCCCAGGACAGUCAGUCUGGUACUAACAAUGCAGUUUUGAUUACCAUUUCAGAAAACUUGGAUUUUACAGAGGACUUGCCUGGUGUGCCUGAAAGUGUGAAGAAGCCCAUAAAUAAACAAGGAGAUAAAUCAAAGGAAAAUACCAGAAAGAUUUUUAGUGGCCCCAAACGGUCACCCACAAAAGCUGUAUAUAAUGCCAGACAUUGGAAUCAUCCAGAUUCAGAAGAACUGCCUGGGCCACCAGUAGUAAAACCUCAGAGUGUCACAGUGAGGCUGUCUUCAAAGGAACCAAAUCAAAAAGAUGAUGGAGUUUUUAAGGCUCCUGCACCACCAUCCAAAGUGAUAAAAACUGUGACAAUACCUACUCAGCCCUACCAAGAUAUAGUUACUGCACUGAAAUGCAGACGAGAAGACAAAGAAUUAUAUACUGUUGUUCAGCACGUGAAGCACUUCAACGAUGUCGUAGAAUUUGGUGAAAAUCAAGAGUUCACUGAUGACAUUGAGUACUUGUUAAGUGGCUUAAAGAGCACUCAGCCUCUAAACACACGUUGCCUUAGUGUUAUUAGCUUGGCUACUAAAUGUGCCAUGCCCAGUUUUCGAAUGCACCUGAGAGCACAUGGGAUGGUAGCAAUGGUCUUUAAAACCUUGGAUGAUUCCCAGCACCAUCAGAAUCUGUCCCUCUGUACAGCUGCCCUCAUGUAUAUACUGAGUAGAGAUCGUUUGAACAUGGAUCUUGAUAGAGCUAGCUUAGAUCUAAUGAUUCGACUUUUGGAACUGGAACAAGAUGCUUCGUCAGCCAAGCUACUGAAUGAAAAAGACAUGAACAAAAUUAAAGAAAAAAUCCGAAGGCUCUGUGAAACUGUACACAACAAGCAUCUUGAUCUAGAAAAUAUAACGACUGGGCAUUUAGCUAUGGAGACAUUAUUAUCCCUUACUUCUAAACGAGCAGGAGACUGGUUUAAAGAAGAACUCCGGCUUUUGGGUGGGCUGGAUCAUAUUGUAGAUAAAGUAAAAGAAUGUGUGGAUCAUUUAAGUAGAGAUGAGGAUGAAGAGAAACUGGUAGCCUCACUAUGGGGAGCAGAGAGAUGUUUACGAGUUUUAGAAAGUGUAAGUAUGUAUGACUAUUUGGCAAAAAUUAUUCAGUCUUAAUUGUGAUUGUGUAUGUAAGAGACAGACUGCCAAAUAUUUUAUAUACCCCUAGAGGUUCACUUCU
This is a messenger RNA of Nomascus leucogenys (northern white-cheeked gibbon), 3184 nucleotides long. NCBI's taxonomy places the organism in Eukaryota, Metazoa, Chordata, Mammalia, Primates, Hylobatidae. The record is from RefSeq and is a predicted model, not a curated record.